Molecule: messenger RNA, 608 nt
Organism: Ceratina calcarata
Lineage: Eukaryota; Metazoa; Arthropoda; Insecta; Hymenoptera; Apidae
Gene: RpL26
Product: ribosomal protein L26
Exons: 4
Coding region: 111-557 (148 amino acids)
Biological process (GO): translation
Cellular component (GO): ribosome; large ribosomal subunit
Molecular function (GO): structural constituent of ribosome; RNA binding
Source: RefSeq, a predicted model, not a curated record
AACAGAAUACUCUUCCGGUGCUCGUAAAGUCGUAAACCGCGACACUGCUUUGACGUCCUCUCCUUCCGGUUGAGUUCCCAAGACUGAACCAUCGACGGUGAUCAACGACAAUGAAGUUCAAUCGAUUUGUUACUUCUUCGCGGCGAAAGAAUCGAAAAAGGCAUUUCACGGCGCCUUCUCAUAUUCGCAGGAGGCUUAUGUCAGCUCCUCUAUCGAAGGAACUUCGUCAGAAAUACAAUGUUCGAUCGAUGCCGAUUCGUAAAGACGAUGAAGUACAGGUUGUAAGGGGACACUAUAAGGGACAGCAAGUUGGUAAAGUUGUUCAAGUAUAUAGGAAAAAGUUUGUUAUAUACAUUGAAAGAAUACAACGUGAGAAAGUUAACACUGCCAAUGUGUAUGUUGGCAUUGAUCCAUCAAAGACAGUCAUAGUGAAGCUAAAGAUGGACAAAGAUAGGAAAAAGAUAAUAGACAGGAGGAGCAAAGGUAGACUCGCAGCAUUGGGCAAAGACAAGGGAAAAUAUACUGAGGAUUCUACAGCAGCAAUGGAAACAUCAUAAGCUUAGGUCUCAGUUCAUUUAUUUGAUUUAAUAAAAAUAUUAAACCCCAUA